AGCGCUUUCAGCAUUCUACGUUUACACUUGUGCACCGUCAUUUACUACGUUCUAGCACUUUCGUCGUCCUUUCUGACAUCAUGCUUUGUCCCCUAUAUAAGAAACAGUAUAUGGUCUUGGAUGUUUAGAAUCACUCGUCGUUUUGCAUCCGUAACGCAACUCUCAUCUCAUAACACUACUACGACAUGUCUAUUGCUCGUCAAUUCCUUCGCGAGUUCCGACCCCUCUUCAGAUUGCUUGAAGAGCCUUUUGGAGGUUCGCCUCGAUAUGGCCGCCUCGCUCGUCCAGCAGGUAGUUUCUUCGAAGACCCUUUGCUCUUCUCACCUCGAGCACUCCGACCUGCGGUGGACGUAACAGAGGAGGGAAACAAGUACAUCAUCGAAGCGGAACUUCCAGGUGUCAAGAAGGAAGAUGUAGAGGUCCGCGUUGGUGACGGUGGUCGCAGCUUAACAAUCGAGGGAAAGAUUGUGGAUAGGCGGACAUAUCCUGCGGCUGGUGCACAACCCUCGGAAAAGGCUGGGGCUGAAGUAACAGCAGCACAACAGAAUCUGAUCGCAACGGAGCGGGAGUUCGUCGGGAACACGACCUUCACUCGCACUGUCCUGCUACCACAGCCAGUCAAGGCUGAAAAUGUCGUUGCUAAACUCAAGGAGGGUGUCCUUACUGUCGCUGUACCCAAAGCGGAGGAUUCUGGCUCGGUGACCAUCCCUGUUGAGUGAAGCAUUUUUAUUGGAUGGUGGCCUGCGUAUAUGCGAUGGAAGGGACACAAUUGGAACUGUAUCAUAGUGAAGCUACCGCCACACUGUAUUUUGUAUCAUAUCUUAUAAUAUGACUAUAUGUCCCUCCUAUUAUUGUGCUAAGAAUGAGAGAAUCGACCUAAGUUUUGAGUACUGUGGAAAGUCAAAACCUGGCUGCAGACGCUCUCACGAGGACAGGACGCGCUUCGUGAACUUGCGCUCGGAAGACGUAGCGAGAUGGGUACCGCCAACAGCACUCCUUUUCUGCCUUCCUGCCGCCAUCCACCCUCGUCCUCAACCCUUCCCUCGCCUAAAAUUCACUCGACAACUACCGCCGCAGAUAUUGC
This is a messenger RNA of Somion occarium, 1084 nucleotides long. Lineage: Eukaryota; Fungi; Basidiomycota; Agaricomycetes; Polyporales; Cerrenaceae. The record is from the annotation of a GenBank genome assembly.